Molecule: messenger RNA, 744 nt
Organism: Drosophila subpulchrella
Lineage: Eukaryota; Metazoa; Arthropoda; Insecta; Diptera; Drosophilidae
Product: protein NDUFAF4 homolog
Exons: 4
Coding region: 101-712 (203 amino acids)
Biological process (GO): mitochondrial respiratory chain complex I assembly
Cellular component (GO): mitochondrion
Source: RefSeq, a predicted model, not a curated record
AACAAAUCACAGCUGCUUGGUUAUGUUCAUUAUUUUUUCGGUUUCCUCGAUUUCACGUGAAUUUUUCAACAACAUAACGUAAAUAAAACUUAACUUCGGCAUGGGACAGGUGGUUUCCAUGGUGGCCCGCCGGCUGAAUCGCUUCAAUGUCGAGAAUCGCGCCCAUCGCAUCCUGGAGCGCGAGAAGCCCACACCGGCACCCAAAUUCGAUUCCAAUUUGAGGGACAUGGAGCGCACCUUGGAAUUGGAUCCCAAGUUCGUCGACAAACUGAAUUUGAAGGACUCCAGCUUGGAUGGGCGUUUGAAAAACGUUUAUGUAACCUCGCAGGAUCGAUUUAUCAAGCGGGUGCAGGAGCGCCAGGCAGCGGAAGCGGCGGCAGACAAGGCGGAGCAGCGACCCCUGCCCCUGGAGCGCAAAACGCCGGAUGACUUCGAGUAUGGCUACCUGGAACCCACGCGCAUCAGCGCUGGACAUUGCACACUCCGCCAGGCGCUCAAGUUCAUCAAUGACCACCAGCUGGAUCCGGAAAACUGGCCAGCCAAUAAGAUAGCCAACGAGUACAAGCUCAAGGAGCCCCUAGUUGAAAAUAUUCUACACUACUUUAAAACCUUCAAUAUGUACAUACCCGACCAGAAGUACAAGGAUACGAUGCUAACUCAAGCCACGCAGCCGCUCCUGCGGGUUAAAUCAAACUCUGAGGGCAAUCCGUAAAUAAAUCACGCUUGUUUUUUGUUUUUAACCUA